Messenger RNA from Anisakis simplex (herring worm), 1249 nucleotides. NCBI's taxonomy places the organism in Eukaryota, Metazoa, Nematoda, Chromadorea, Rhabditida, Anisakidae. The record is from the annotation of a GenBank genome assembly.
AAUGAACAAUGAAUCUUGUCUGGAUAUGAAUGCUGAAUUAUGGCGUUAUCGACAUGAUCUCACCACGCAGCCAGCCACAAUGGCUGUAUUUGCCAUACUUUAUGCAAUCAUUAUUAUACUAGGAACGUUCGGCAAUCUUUGUGUUAUCUUGGCUAUCGCAAGGACAAGGUCACUGCAAACAGUACCGAAUUUAUUCAUUCUAUCACUGAGUUGUUCAGAUGUGGUCGUAUGCUGCACAUCUGCAACAAUAACACCGAUAACAGCAUUUAAAAAGGAAUGGUUGUUUGGUGCGACGCUUUGCUCAAUCGCACCUUUCAUUGCGGGAAUAUCGCUGUGCUUCUCAACGUUCACAUUGACGGCCAUAUCAGUCGAUCGAUUCCUGCUCAUUUGUUUCCCGAUGAAAAAAGCUUUGACAAGACCGCACGCGCUACUUGUCAUUGUGAGUAUUUGCACAAUGGCUGCUUGCCUUUCUGCACCCAUAAUGCUCAAACAACAUUUGCAAACAUACGAAAAUUUUUGUGGCCAAUUUUGUGCCGAAGAUUGGGGUUCUGAUAUGAGCGGAAGACGUGUGUAUGGUACUGUGAUGGUGUGCGUACAGUUCGUCGCUCCAUUAACCAUUAUUAUUAUCUGCUAUACGGCCAUUGCCGUCAAACUCGGACAGGGGAUGCUAGUCAAAGGAAAAAAGAAUAACUACGAAUGGCAAGUGGAGAUCACUGACCAGCAACGUGCAGCCAUCAAAAGACGACAACGAACGAAUCGUAUGUUGAUUAGCAUGGUUUUGGCGUUCUCAGCAAGUUGGUUAUGGAGUGUGUUGUUUAAUGUGUUACGUGAUUACGAUAGACUGCCAGAAUGGAUGAAAGUGCAGGAGUAUUUCUACGGCAUUGCAACGCACUGCAUAGCCAUGACAUCAACUGUAUGGAAUCCAUUGCUAUACGCUGUGUUAAACCCUCAGCUACGCGCUGCAUUCAUACGCCUCAUGCCAACGUUUUUAACUUCACAAGAUCGACUCGAAAGAUGUGGUGGUUUAAUGAGAAAUGGAACGUUGGCAGACGCGGGUAUCGAUUGUAAAAACGUGACGCAGCAACAAACGAUGAGGCAAGCGAUCAGGUCACCUGAAUCGAAACGGUACGGAACUAUUGCUGAGGUUAGCCUUGUAUCGAGUCGUGCUAGCCUUCAGCACCUCCAUACGGGCACUCAUUCCUCCACUCUAGGGUGCCUCACGCAGUCAUUCUCAUGCAUGCAACUAUGA